Oncorhynchus tshawytscha (Chinook salmon) is the source of this 5238-nucleotide messenger RNA. Its product is annotated as ephrin type-A receptor 4-like. The transcript is spliced from 18 exons. The coding region runs from base 59 to 3166 and encodes 1035 amino acids. Gene Ontology annotation, molecular function: protein binding; ATP binding; transmembrane-ephrin receptor activity. Gene Ontology annotation, cellular component: neuron projection; plasma membrane. The record is from RefSeq and is a predicted model, not a curated record. NCBI's taxonomy places the organism in Eukaryota, Metazoa, Chordata, Actinopteri, Salmoniformes, Salmonidae. Gene Ontology annotation, biological process: protein phosphorylation; axon guidance; cell surface receptor protein tyrosine kinase signaling pathway.
GACGAAGCAACUAUAGUCCGUGCGCGGAGCUAAUCUGAGACUCUUCCUUACAGCGCAAAUGGCUGUGAGUUUCUGCAGAACGACUUGUGCGUUUAUAUGGAUGUUUGCAGUUGUUUCAACCGCUCGAGUAUACCCACCGAACGAAGUGACAUUACUGGACACAAGGACAGUUCCUGGGGAGCUGAAAUGGGCAGCCAAUCCCACAGAAGGAGGGUGGGAGGAGGUGAGCAUCAUGGAUGAGAAGAACAUCCCCAUCAGAACGUACCAGGUGUGUAACGUGAUGGAACCCAGCCAGAGCAACUGGCUUAGAACUGACUGGAUCCCUCGGUCUGGUGCGCAGCGCAUCUAUGUCGAGAUCAAGUUCACCCUCCGGGACUGUAACAGCCUGCCUGGAGUCACUGGCACCUGCAAGGAGACCUUCAACCUCUACUACUAUGAGUCUAACAAUGACAGAGAGCACUACAUCAGAGAGAGCAACUUCCUCAAGAUCGACACAGUGGCAGCCGACGAGAGCUUCACUCAGGUGGACAUCGGGGAUCGCAUCAUGAAGCUAAACACGGAGGUGCGUAAUGUAAAGGUCACAACCCGGAAGGGUUUCUACCUGGCGUUCCAGGAUGUUGGCGCCUGCAUCGCUCUGAUCUCAGUUCACGUUUUCUACAAGACCUGCCCCCUCAGCAUCCGUAACCUGGCAACCUUCCCAGAUACUAACACUGGAGCUGACACUUCCUCGUUAGUGGAGGUCAAGGGGUCGUGUGUGAACCAAUCAGAGGAAAGGGAGGAGCCUAAGAUGUAUUGUGGCGCAGAUGGAGAAUGGCUGGUUCCCAUUGGUGGGUGUGUCUGUUUCCCGGGAUACGAGGAGAAAGGUGGAGCCUGUCAGGCAUGUAAGGUUGGUUUCUACAGAGCUGUGUCUACAGACGGAGCAUGUUCUGAGUGUCCUCCACACAGUCACUCAGAGAAAGCGGGGGCUACUGUCUGUGACUGCAACCCAGGAUACUACCGCUCUGAGACGGACCCUGCAUCUAUGCCCUGCACACAACCCCCCUCUGCUCCACAGCAGCUGAUCUCAGAGGUCAAUGAGACAUCAGUGGUUCUAGAGUGGAGCGCCCCCCUCAGGCUUGGAGGGAGAACUGACAUCAGAUACAGUGUGGACUGCCUGCUCUGCCACGGUCCUGAGAGUUACCCUGGGAGUCAAACCGGGAAUCAAACUCAGAUUGGCAGUUCGUCUGGGAGUGAACUUGGAGAGGCUGGUAGCCUUGGGGGUCCUGACGGGCCUCUUGGGACCCAGCUCUGCCUACCCUGCGGCCCAGACGUCCUUUUCUCCCCCCAGCAGAGCGGCCUGGGGGCCACCAGAGUGUGUGUGAGCGAGCUGCAGGCACACACACGCUACACCUUCACAAUCGGCGCCCGCAACGGAGUUUCCCAAGGCCACACUGCAGGGGCAAGAGAGAGUGUGUCUGUCACUCUCACCACCAACCAGGCCGCUCCCUCCCCAGUCACAUCCAUCCAGGCCAGUGAUGUCACCAGGCACGAUGUGUCGUUGGCAUGGCAACAGCCCGACCGGCCCAAUGGGGUCAUCCUUGAGUACGAGGUCAAGUACUACGAGAAGAAUCAGAAGGAGAGGUCCUACCGCAUUAUGAAGACGGCAUCCCGUAGUGCUGAUAUCACUGGGCUAAACCCACUCACUGUGUACGUAUUUCAAGUGCGAGCUCGCACGGCCGCCGGAUACGGAGAGUUCAGCGCCCCCUUUGAGUUUUCCACCAACUCAGAUCCCUUGCCUCUGAUUGGUAAUGCCGCUAACUCCACCCUUCUCCUACUGUCAAUCAGUGGGGGUGUGGUUCUACUGCUCAUCUCUACCACAGUGUUCAUCAUCAGCCACAGGAGGGGACAAUACAGCAAAGCUAAGCAGGACUUAGAGGAGGAGAAACAUUUAAACCCAGGUGUGAGGAUAUACGUGGACCCCUUCACCUAUGAGGACCCGGACCAGGCUGUCCAUGAGUUUGCCAAAGAGAUUGACGCCUCCAACAUACACAUAGAGAAAGUAAUUGGCAUCGGUGAGUUUGGGGAGGUGUGUAGUGGCCGUCUGCGGCUCCAGGGGAAGAGGGAGAUCUACGUGGCCAUAAAGAGUCUGAAGGCAGGAUACGCUGACAAACAGAGGCGGGACUUCCUCUCUGAGGCCAGCAUCAUGGGACAGUUCGACCACCCAAACAUCAUCAGACUGGAGGGUGUGGUCACACGAUGUAAACCAGUGAUGAUCAUCACAGAGUACAUGGAGAAUGGAUCCCUCAACACCUUCCUCAGGAAACACGACGGUCAGUUCACAGUGAUCCAGCUGGUGGGCAUGCUGCGUGGCAUCGUGUCGGGCAUGAAGUACCUGUCUGACAUGAGCUACGUUCACCGAGACCUGGCCGCACGCAACAUCUUGGUCAACAGUAACCUGGUGUGUAAGGUGUCUGACUUCGGCCUGUCACGAGUACUGGAGGAUGAGUCUGAGGCAGCAUACACCACACAGGAGGUGACUGGGACGUACCACUCUCCAGGGGGGAAGAUCCCCAUCAGAUGGACUGCUCCAGAGGCCAUCGCCUACAGGAAGUUCACUCCAGCCUCUGACACAUGGAGCUACGGCGUGGUCAUGUGGGAGGUGAUGUCAUAUGGAGAACGGCCAUAUUGGGACAUGAGUAACCAGGAUGUGAUAAAAGCGAUAGAUGAGGGUUACCGUCUGCCCCCACCUAUGGACUGUCCAGUUUGUCUGCACCAACUGAUGUUAGACUGCUGGCAGAGAGACAGAAUACACAGACCCAGUUUCACGCAGAUCCUCAACAUUAUGGAUAAACUCAUCCGCAACCCAACCACCACACUGAGGAGGACAGGAGGGGAGAGGCCUGUUCCCACUCUGUUGGAGCCUGUAGGAGGUCCAGAGUUUGUGUCGGUGUGGUCAGUAGAAUACUGGCUCCAGGCUAUAGGGAUGGACAUGUACAAAGACACCCUCACUGCUGCUGGAUACACCAGUCCUGACAGCCUGCUAACCCUCACACAGCAGGACAUGGCCAGUAUAGGAAUCGUCACACCAUCACACCAGGACCAGAUCCUUGCCAGUGUGCAGCAGGUAUUGCUGUCCCACAUGCAACAAAUACAGGAACAGAUGCAGGGCAGUAUGGUUCCCGUCUGAGCCAGUGAAUGGAUAUAAAACAGAAACAGACAUUUGUUUUAAUGAAUUCCAUUUACGUCAUCCAUGCACUUUAGAUUGAGAUUUUCAUAAGAAAUAACGUCAACAAACAAACCCUACAACAGAAAAUAUGAACGGAGGAGAGAAAAGAGGCACUUUUAUAAACCAUAUAACCUUUGAACUAUGGCCUGAGGAUUGACCUGAGGCUGAAGAAGCUGUUUGUUUCAGUGGAACCAACGGAACUUUCCGUCUCUUGUUCUGUUUACUUUCUGUACAUACGUGUCUGUGUAAAAAAAAAAAAAAUUAACUGCUCUUCAUUAUUUUAUUUUUUUGGUGACUUUAUGACACAACAAUGUUGGUCACAGUCAUCCUGACUUUUAAGUCAUGUGCAAAACGUUUCGGUAGUUUGUUUAGAGUUCGGCUGGGCGAUAUGGCCUUAAAAUCAAUGCUUGAUCAUUUUUUUCACGUAUAUCAAUUUUUAAAAGUUUUUCUCUAAAUAAGCGUUGUUGUAUAAAGGUAAAAUACACUACAUUUCACUAAUUAUAUAUGUAUUAUUUUAUAAAAAUAGUUUAACCUUAUUUUUUUGCAAUAAUCACUGAUAUGGCUUUCAAGUCUGUCUAUGAAAAUGCUAAUUUUGUUACAAAUGUAAUAACCAGAAGCAUGCAUAAUGCACAUUCACUAAUAAUGACUAACUUCUUGUAGAAGGCAUCACAGAAGAUUAUAAACAAUCUCUCAAGCACCAGUCCACGUCCUAGUGAGUAAUCUUUAUAUUUCAAAUUUUGCCAAAUUGGAUUUAUUUGCUAGCUUACAAGGCAGAACAGCUGAAAUGUUAUUGCCUCUCAUUGUUAGGGCAGAAACAUGAGCAUCUCGUCAUUAUAUACAGAUCUCUGGUGUAAAUGGGAAGGUGCGCACAGCACAGAAGGAGCGAAGGAGACAAGCAUCUUGUCAUUAUAUGCAGAUCUCUGGUGUAACUGGGAAGGUGCGCACAGCACAGAAGGAGCGAAGGAGACGAGACCAAAAAGACAACAUGAGAACAAGAGGAUAUAAGAAGGUUAUCAAAAAAGAUAACUUGAUUUUGCGAUACAGGCAUUUGAUAUAUUGCCCAGCCCUAGUUCAGAGUGGUGCCAAUGUUUUCUGUUCAGAUAAACUUUGGUUUUUGAUCUCCACUACACAAACAGAAUAUAUGUCUCCAAUUUGCCACAUAUGCAUUUCAGGACCACACUACUCAUUAAUCUCUAAUACAAUACAAGGACUCCAACUCCCAUACCCACUAAGGAGUAGUCCAUCCAUUGAACUUUGUUGACAAGUACUAAUAAGUGCUACAUCCAUUCAUCAACAAGGACUUGUAAGUCUAUAGUGAAGCAGAGUUCAAUGAAUAAACCAGGAGUUGAAUGUCCACCAAGUAUGGCCUAAGGGAUUUCAUAUGUCUACGAUAGUCUAUAUAUUGUCAUUGUGCAAAUGUGCUGUUUAUCAUAUCUGAACCGUGACAGAAUGUUGUCAAAUUUUCAACUGGUAGAGGAGAGAUGUUGUAGCUGUUGUAGAGCUUUGGGCUCUAUCUGAAACAUUUGAAGGAUGUCUUUAAGUCAACAGAAACACUGAAGGACAAGCUGAGGAAGUGUAGUUCUGAAGCAUCACGCUGUGUGUGUGUGUGUGUGUGUGUGUGUGUGUGUGUGUGUGUGUGUGUGUGUGUGUGUGUGUGUGUGUGUGUGUGUGUGUGUGUGUGUGUGUGCGUGCGUGCGUGUGUGUGUGUGUGCGUGUGUGCUGUUGUAGAGCUUUGGGCUCUAUCUGAAACAUUUGAAGGAUGUCUGAAAGUCAACAGAAACUUAAAGGACAAGCUGAGGAAGUGUAGUUCUGAAGUAUCACGCUGUGUGUGUGUGUGUGUGUGUUUGUGUGUGUGUGUGUGUGUGUGUGUGUGUGUGCGUGCGUGCGUGCGUGUGUGUGUGUGCGUGUGUGCUGUUGUAGAGCUUUGGGCUCUAUCUGAAACAUUUGAAGGAUGUCUGAAAGUCAACAGACACUUAAAGGACAAGCUGAGGAAGUGUAGUUCUGAAGUAUCACGCUGUGUGUGUGUGUGUGUG